Molecule: messenger RNA, 1735 nt
Organism: Athalia rosae (coleseed sawfly)
Lineage: Eukaryota; Metazoa; Arthropoda; Insecta; Hymenoptera; Athaliidae
Product: integral membrane protein 2B
Exons: 5
Coding region: 243-1202 (319 amino acids)
Biological process (GO): negative regulation of amyloid precursor protein biosynthetic process
Cellular component (GO): extracellular exosome; plasma membrane; Golgi apparatus
Molecular function (GO): amyloid-beta binding
Source: RefSeq, a predicted model, not a curated record
CACGCACUUGGCUCUCUUGGCGUAAAGCUCGUGUGAAUUUGCUCGGUUUGCUACUCGGUUUGUGUCAAAUUAUAACGCGUCACGAUUGGGGAGAUUAACGGAUGAUAUUUCGUUAAUAAUUGUGACAUACGAGAAAACGAUUAUUACCGUAGGUUCGGAGUGACUUGAAAGCUGCAGAUAAAUCGUAGGUUGAUGUCCCCCGUCCCCUGAGGGAAGACAACAUCAACUAAACUCACAUCAAAAUGACGAUAAUCACAAAGGCAAUUACUGAGAAGAAGGCCGCGACUAUUGUAGAGGUGCCAUUGGUGGCCGACGAUGUUCCUGAGCCGGAGCAAGCUAAAGAUGAUCCCAAGGGUGAGUUUUCCACAAUUCCAAGACCGAAUCGCUAUGUGCUACAAUGUCAUCCAAGAGCAAAGCUUCUCACUUCAUUGACUACUCUAUGUCUCUUAAUGACUGCUCUUAUUGUCUUGAGUAUUGGAAUCAUCGGAGGAACCUACAUAUACAGCUCUUAUGCAAGAGACCAAAUGCAAAGAUUCCGCGGAUGGUGCGAUAUUCCAUACUACGAUGCUAAUAAAGCCUACCUGAAAGAUGCUCUUGAUAAUCGUCAGGGGAUGAUUGCGGAACCAAUGCGGUUGCAGGAGGAUGCUGCUAUAUUUGCUGAAAAAACAAUGGAAGUAGAAAAAAAUAUCAACAACUUUUUGAAGGAAAGAUUAGAAAUCGAUCUUGAGAAUCAGGAUUAUGAAAAAAUUUAUGUCCCAGAUCUGAGAGGUGGACGUCAAGGACGUUACAUUCAUGACUUCAAUGCUAAAAAAACGGGGAUCAUCGAUAUAGAAGGUCAUCGGUGCUUUGUAAUGCCAUUGGACCCAGAUCAAGUCCUACCACCUCGUAGUUUGUACGAUCUCGUCAACAAAAUGUACAGAGGCUAUUAUCAAGUUGACACUGAAGUUGUGCGUGAGACAAUGAAAGUUGUCACCCCACGCAUCACAGAUCUUUCCAAAUUGGGAACUUACAUAGCUCGAGAGUGUCGCGACCUGCCAACAUAUAAACUGGAGAAGGUCGUAAACAGCGUUGAAAAACGAAGCAUAGCAGGCGCAACCUUUGUUCAGUUCUCUGGCAAAAACGUCUUGGAAUUGGAUAUUAUGAAUUUUGAUGAGCUUCAGGCUUAUGAAGAAAAAGAACGUACAGCGCAAUUAGUAAAAUAGGGUUUAAAAUAUCCCAAGUGAAAUUUGUCCUUGCUAGAUUAAAGAGAACUAGUCUAGUUUUGACUUCAAGUUAAAUAUUCAUAGAUGUUAUACAUACAUACAUACGUAUACAUACAUGUUAUAAUAUUAAAAGGGUCUCAUAAUUAUCAUAAUUAUUAGUAUUAUUAUUAGUAUUAUUGUUGUCAUUACCAUCAUCAUCGUGACUGUCUUAAAUCGUUGCAGUGUUCUAAAUAAAAACUGUCCAGGUUUUUCGAUAUUAAUAACUUCUGGAAAUCUUACAACAUAAGUACGUAAUCAAUUAUAUUGAGCCAUUCUUGGCAACACUUCUUUACUUCUAAUUGUAAGUACAUCAUCAACUCUGGCAUGAAAAAGAGAAUUGAAGCUUCCAGACAACAAAUUCCAAAUAUUCAACUACCAUUUUAACAUGGCGUACCUAAAAUAGAGAAAAUUCGUCAAACACAAAUGAGGAUUAUAUCUAUAGCCUUUUGUGUAAUGGAUAUUAUGUUUAAAAAUAAAAAUUACCAUAAAAGAAA